AUGUCAUCAUUCAAAGCACCGCCACACGGCGUCUGGGCGCCAGCCAUUACGUUCUUCGACCACUCAACCGACUCUCUAGACACUGAGUCCCAAGCCAAAUACUACGCCUACCUCUCCAAGACGGGCCUCGCCGGUCUGGUAAUUCUUGGUACCAAUGCAGAGACCUUCCUCCUGACGCGCGAGGAGCGCAAGACGCUUCUCCAAACGGCACGCAAGGCAACCGGCCCCUCAUUCCCCAUCAUGGCUGGUGUCGGCGGCCACUCUACCAAGCAAGUCCUCGAGUUCAUCGCCGACGCUGCGGAAGCUGGCGCUGACUCGGUAUUGCUCCUCCCUCCCGCAUACUUUGGGAAGCAGACCACACCCGCAGUCAUUGAGAACUUCUUUGACGAUGUCGCCAAGGAGAGCCCGCUCCCCAUCGUCAUCUACAACUUCCCUGUCGUUUGCAACGGCAUCGAUCUGGACUCUGCCACCAUCACUCGUCUCGCCAAGAAGCACAGCAACAUCGUCGGCGUGAAGCUGACCUGCGGUGCCGUGGCCAAGAUUACCAGAUUAGCCGCCGAGUUCCCGCCCGAGCGAUUCUCUACCUACGGCGGCCAGUCGGAUUUCCUCAUCGGUGGCCUGGCUUCGGGCUCUGCGGGAACAAUCGCCGGGUUUGCCAAUGUCUUCCCCAAGACCAUUGUUAAGAUCUACGACCUCUACAAGGAGGGCAAGUUCCAGGAAGCCCUGGACCUGCACAAGAAGGCGGCUCUGGCGGAGCAGCCCUGCAAGGCCGGAAUCUCUUCCGUGAAGUACGCUGCUGCGCUCAACACCGCCGUUGCGGCCGGCAUCGAUAAUGCCGUGGAGAAGCUGAAGCCUCGACGGCCGUACAUUGCGCCGAGUGAUGCAGAGAAGAAGAACAUUGAGGAACAGAUUGCGGGAUUAGUUAGCAUUGAAGCGGGUCUGUAG
This is a messenger RNA of Clonostachys rhizophaga, 945 nucleotides long. The record is from the annotation of a GenBank genome assembly. NCBI's taxonomy places the organism in Eukaryota, Fungi, Ascomycota, Sordariomycetes, Hypocreales, Bionectriaceae.